Molecule: messenger RNA, 1642 nt
Organism: Ogataea polymorpha
Lineage: Eukaryota; Fungi; Ascomycota; Pichiomycetes; Pichiales; Pichiaceae
Product: Deoxyhypusine synthase, catalyzes formation of deoxyhypusine
Exons: 1
Coding region: 91-1206 (371 amino acids)
Biological process (GO): peptidyl-hypusine biosynthetic process
Cellular component (GO): cytoplasm
Molecular function (GO): deoxyhypusine synthase activity
Source: RefSeq, a predicted model, not a curated record
UUGUGUAUAAAGGGUAGACAUACUUUAUCAGUCGACACUUACGUAAGGAUCAGCGAAAUAAAUUUGUGAAAAAUUGUCUUUGUGAAAAAUAUGUCUGGGUUCCCUGAUUUAGCCACAGAUGCUGUUUUGAAGCAGUCAGUGCCCGUCCCCGAGCACUUUCAGGAAGUGAAGGGUGUUGACUAUUCGAAGCCCGAGAGCCGCAACGCCCGCGCCUCGGACCUCAUCGACUCCAUGAAGACCAUGGGCUUCCAGGGCUCUUCUCUGGCCAAAGCUUGUGAAAUCAUUGACGAAAUGAGGACCUGGAGAGGUAAACACAUUUCAGAGCUUGCCGAGCAUGAGCGUAAAGGAGAGUUCGACGAGAACGGGUACCAAAAAACGACCAUCUUCAUGGGGUACACCUCUAACUUGAUCUCCUCCGGUCUCAGAGAUACCCUACGGUUCCUGGUACAGCACAAGAUGGUGUCCGCCAUUGUUGCAUCAGCUGGAGGAAUUGAGGAGGACUUGAUCAAAUGUCUUGCUCCAACUUACAUGGGCGACUUUUCUCUGCCUGGAAAACAGCUUAGAGAUGACGGUAUGAACAGAAUUGGAAACCUGAUUGUGCCUAACGACAACUACUGCAAGUUUGAGGAGUGGAUUGUCCCCGUUUUGGAUAAAAUGCUGGAGGAGCAGGAAGCUUCUGCUGUCAAAAACGGUGCCAACGCUCUGGACGCAGAUGUCCCUUUCUGGACCCCAUCCAAGGUCAUUGAUCGCUUGGGACAGGAAAUCAACGACGAGACGUCCGUAUUGUAUUGGGCCCAUAAAAAUCAGAUCCCUAUCUUCUGUCCUGCUUUGACCGACGGCAGUAUUGGUGAUAUGCUUUUCUUCCAUACUUUCAAGGCCUCUCCUAAGCAGCUGAGAAUCGAUAUCGUUCAGGAUAUCAGACGCAUCAACUCUUUGUCCAUGGAGGCCUCGCGCGCAGGAAUGUUGAUCCUUGGAGGUGGUCUGAUCAAGCACCAUAUCUGCAACGCUUGCUUGAUGAGAAAUGGAGCAGACUACGCUGUCUAUAUCAACACCGGCCAGGAGUUCGAUGGCUCGGAUGCUGGUGCUCGUCCCGAUGAGGCUGUGUCCUGGGGAAAAAUCAAAGCCGAUGCUAAGAGCGUCAAGGUUUUCGCCGAUGUGUCAUUGGUGUUACCGUUGAUUGUGGCUGCUACUUUUGCGAAAGAGUAAUGCGGUUAUAAUAAAUAAAUAAAUAGACAAGGCUAGACUCGUUGCGUAACUUUGGCGUCCCAUUCAGCAAUUUUCGGCUUGGCGGUGUUGUACGUCACAAAGGCUCCUUUGGUCUGCGUGUAGUUGUAGUGGUGAACCUUAUUCAGAGAAUAGGUGAUUGCUUUUUCUUCGGGCUUCAGUUUCGAAGGAGGCUUAUCUGUUCCGUAUGCCAACCAGUAGUGCCAUCCAGGCUCAAUGUGCGACACGUCGUAGUCCCAGAAGUUCUUGUACUCAACCCAUCUUGUUCUCAUAUGAAUUUCAUCGGGGUCUUUGGUUUCGUAAAACUUAUUCCCAAAAUCGUCCUCGCCAACAAGAACUCCAGAUUUUGUGUCAUUGAUCAUAGCAAUCUGGCGAAGAGACCUCUUGAGGCCGGUUCGCCAGAUGUUUUUGACCGUCC